Messenger RNA from Caenorhabditis elegans, 3409 nucleotides. RefSeq names its product Serine/threonine-protein kinase kin-29 (gene kin-29). NCBI's taxonomy places the organism in Eukaryota, Metazoa, Nematoda, Chromadorea, Rhabditida, Rhabditidae. The record is from RefSeq and is marked reviewed. Gene Ontology annotation, cellular component: cytoplasm; nucleus. Gene Ontology annotation, molecular function: protein serine kinase activity; protein kinase activity; ATP binding.
AACUUACGACACUAUCUUGUCGCAUUCAGGCGCCGCCACACCAACACUGCAAUGGCUGCGCCACGGCGGCGUAUGGGCCUUGAAAAGAUAGGCCUGUAUGAUGUUGGUCGGGCAAUUGGCAAAGGCAAUUUUGCCACAGUUCGGAUAGCGCGGCACAAGAUUGCUAAGACUAAGGUGGCAAUCAAGAGUAUCGAUGUGUCAGCGUUAGACCGAGAAAAUCUGAUAAAAUUGGAACGAGAAGUGAAAAUUGUAAAAGUGAUCGAUCACCCGCAUAUUGUUAAAAGUUAUGAGAUAAUGAGGGUUGACAACAUGUUGUACAUUGUAAGCGAAUACUGUAGCAGUGGAGAGUUAUAUGAGACACUGAUAGAAAAGGGUCGGGUAGCGGAAAAUGUUGCUCGGAAAUGGUUUUCUGAAACUGCGUCCGCUGUUGCAUAUCUUCAUUCGCAAGGAAUUGUUCAUCGAGAUUUAAAAGCUGAAAACAUUCUACUAGGCAAAAAUUCGAACAUUAAAAUUAUUGAUUUUGGGUUUUCAAAUUUUCAAACCGGCGAUCAACUUUUGAACACAUGGUGCGGAUCACCACCCUACGCCGCACCAGAAUUGUUAUUAGGUAACUCGUACGACGGCAUGAAAGCUGAUAUCUGGUCCAUGGGGGUGUUGCUAUACAUUCUCGUUGCCGGCGGAUUUCCUUUCCCGAGUGAUUCAGUGAACAAACUCAAGAGAUCCGUUCUCUCUGGCCUGGUUAAGAUUCCGUAUUGGGUUUCUGUUGAGUGCGCGGACUUUAUACGAAAAAUGCUCGUGUUGAACCCUGGCAAAAGAUACACAAUCCAAAACGUUCUUCAACACAGAUGGAUGCACAUCCGAGAUGAUGUGCAAAAAAAUCAAGCGGCGCAACUCCUGGAAGCAAUCCCAUCAAGUUCUAUAGAAAUUCGACAGCAGUCCACAAAGUUGAAUCCUACAAUUAUGAUGUUCAUGCAGCAGCAUGGGAAAUGGAGUGAAGAACAAAUUAUUGAUGCUGUUCUUGGACGAGACUUUGAAAGCCCAAUUUUUGCGACCUACGAACUGUUGGCCGAUAAAGUUAAAAAAGGAACAUUAGAAGGAACUGGAGAAGAGUUUCCGCGACGUGGAUCAAGAGGUUCAAUUCUUAGUGGAAAAGCUAACGUUGACGAGCAACCACUGACGCCAACAAUAUCUGCCCAUCAACUUGCCCAACUUAACCUUUCAAGCCCAGAUUGUGACUCGGAUGAUUCUUCAAAUUCUGAUUUGUGCGAUGAUUCUCCGAUGAGCUCGAUGGGACCUAUGAAUCACGAGAGACAGUUUGGAACACCGCACGGGCUAGAUAUUAUUGGAAAUAGAUUUGAAAAUAGACGCCACACCUUGUGUGCAAGUGAGCAGCUUCUUUCGCCAAACAUGAUGGGACAGUUUCCACCACCAAACCUGUUACUAAACAACUUCUCAAUGAAUCCACCGCUAGGCUUUCCACCAAUGCCAGAAGGACAAGCUGCCGAAUUCCCACUUCCAUCGUUGCACCCGGCAUUUGCCACCAUCCCAAUUGCAGACUUAUCAAAAAUGCUACCAGUUCCAAAGAGUGAACGCCGAGCUUCCGCCGGUGAAACUCUUCUGCCAACUAACUUCGAUUUGACACAACAUCUCGCAAACUUGCCAGCUCCUCCAAUCUCAUUUCCGACAGUGGAAGAAGAAGGAAAGUCUUAUCUGUCGAAAUAUGGUGGAAAACGAAAUACUGUCCAUUGCCUUGGUAAUCAGUUGGGUGGAGGAAUUCAAAAUCCAAUACCAAGGUAUCAACGAACACCGUAUACAAAAGCACCUCCGGCGGAACGAAGAAGCAGUUGGGCUUCACCGUCACUUUCUGCUCAGCAACAAAAUCAUUUGGAAAAACUUUUUAAGCAAGCUUUGCAAACGAAUAAUGAUAUGACUAGAUUGCAUAAAGAAUUUAAAGGACUCUCUCACGGAUGCGCACAAUCUCAAAUUACAAAUGAAGGCUCCUCAUUAGCCUGUCCUCAAAUAUCCAUAACUGAUGAGUAUAACCGGCAACACAACAUUGCUCCAUCUGCAUCUUCUUUUGAUCCAGUUAGCAUAUUCCAGAAAAAUGCACAGGAAGUGGUUUUUGGACAACGACCUGCGACAGCAAUUGGAUUUUCAUCUACAUCAUUCUCUGGAAUGUCAACACCUGAACAGACGACAAGGAGCAUAGAUGACAGAGUGAGGAGCAUUGUGUGCACAUUACCGUUUACUGAAGUUAUCGAUGAACUGAAGGCAAGCUUGAACAUUCUGAAAAUUCCAUUUUCCGAGUCUCAUGAAAUGGUUUAUGAGCCACAAGUAACGGAAAUGAGACGCCUCUCAUUACCAUCUGGAGUGGAGAUUGGUGUCGCUGUACUGCCGCCAGAACACAAAGCUCACGUGGAGUUCGCCAUAAUCAACAAUGAUUCUCCAACUUCCGAAUACUUGUGUGAUCAGUUGAUUUGCAGGCUCCGAAUGAUUGAUCCAAGCUGGAGCUCGGAGUGAAUGGAAAAAAAAACCAAAAACCAAAAAACCCAAUUUGCUUUUACUUCUCCUUUUUUCUUCAACAAAAAUCUCAAUAACACUGUAUCAUUCCUUGUCUAGAAAUCGAUCCUUACCAGUUUUUGUGUGUUGUCUGAUUUAGCGAAAUUCUACUUCGAUUUUUGCAAAACGUGUUCAAAUUUGAUAUUUUCUGGGUGUUCGCCAUUAUUGCCCAGUAUUUUGUUUUGUUUCGUAUUUUUAUUUUCUCAUAUGUUUUUUUUUUAAAUUCGAGAUUUUUGAGUAUAUUUUGAAUGUAUAGGUUAGUCGAUAUUUUUAGAGCCUGUGCUAGCUGAUUUUACAAUUCUAUGUCAGAAACAUCCACUAGUCCCAGCGACGUUUUUGUAUGUAUAUUCCAUUCGAAUUUCGUUUGCUUCUAUUUUUCCUGAAAAACAUUUUCUAUCCGUUCUAAAUUAUCGAGAAUCAUGUCAGUUUUCCAUCAGGUCAACUCCCGAAAAGUUCGCAAGAACUGCAAAUCACUAACCUUGUUUUGCGUGUACAAACCUCCCGAUACGAAACCGAUGAUCCAUCCGCUAGUGUCUUUCUGUUCACUUAUUUCCCCCUACAACUCUACUUUGUUCAGUACCACAAUUCCUCUUCCAUGUUUCCUAUUCAAACUCACCUUCAUGCCUUGUACUUUGUUCAUGUUGUACUUUUCAUUUCUUAAAUUUUUAUUCACUGUAUUAUUUUUUUAUUAUUUCUCUAUUGUUUCUAUCUUAAAACUCUAAGUCAAGCCCCCCACAUUUGAAUUGUCAUUACUUGUACGUCUAGUUUCUGUCUCGUGAUAUUCCUUGUUCAAUGUUGUGACCUUUUGAAAAAUCGACCUUUCUGUUUAUAUAUAAAUCAGUGAUUUUUU